GAAAACUGACCUUGUUUUGGACAAAAAAAUCUUAUUUAACCUUAGGCUUAUUCUAACCUAAAAGUCACAACUCUACUAUUUAUAAACCUGAUAAACGUGAUAAUAUGGCUAAAGAACGUGGCAUCUUCAAACUAAUCUGGAAAAAUUUCAUAUCUUCACUGAAACCUCAAUAUUUUCGUCGCAAGUUAGUAGGUGAAGAUUAUUAUGGCACAAAAUAUUACGAAGAAGAGAUUCGAUAUUCAAGUCGGAAAAGGCCUCCUCGAUAUUUCGUACCAGUAAACAAAGAUGACUUUGAACAAGAGAAGCCUGCAGAAUGGGAAUCCUGGUUAAGAUACCGCAGAAAGGAUCCACCUACACGGGAGGAAAUAGAAGCUAAUUACAAAUUAGCAAUGACUAAAAAACAAAAUGCUGCAAAACUUAUAGAGAAUUCUAAAAAUGAAUCUACCAAAGAUCUUCCUACUUCAUCUGUUUCUCAAACUGUGACUCCUGGAAAUUUUCCUGAUUAUGAAGAUUACAAAAACUUUGGUAGCGAUUAUAAACCAAAAGAUGCAUAUAAGUAAAUAGUAAUUAGCAUUGAACCAAUUAAGAUACUGCUUACAUAAUUAUAGGACAAAAUUGUAAAUUACUUUAUAGUAAUGCAAUUAAUAAAACAAUGUGAAAUAUUGGGAUCUCAAAA
Messenger RNA from Linepithema humile (Argentine ant), 676 nucleotides. Its product is annotated as NADH dehydrogenase [ubiquinone] 1 alpha subcomplex assembly factor 2. Lineage: Eukaryota; Metazoa; Arthropoda; Insecta; Hymenoptera; Formicidae. The record is from RefSeq and is a predicted model, not a curated record. Gene Ontology annotation, cellular component: membrane; mitochondrion. Gene Ontology annotation, biological process: mitochondrial respiratory chain complex I assembly.